Molecule: messenger RNA, 1542 nt
Organism: Paramecium tetraurelia
Lineage: Eukaryota; Ciliophora; Oligohymenophorea; Peniculida; Parameciidae
Exons: 4
Source: RefSeq, a predicted model, not a curated record
AUGCAAUAAAUUCCAGAUAAUUAUUAUGAUGAAAGUCUCAGUUAGCCAUCAUAGCAUUGCAGAAACACAGAAAUGAGAGAACUCCCGUAGAAGUGUUUUACAUGUCUAAAUAUUUUAGAUAGUUCCAAUGUUUUCAGGGAUACAAUGAUGAAAUCAUUAGAAAUUGUUGCAGUGUAAUUUUUGCACUUUUAACACUAGAAAAUGAGAUAUGAAGUACUUCAUCCAAAUCAAUUGAUAUACAAGAGGUUUGACUAGAUUGCUGAGGAUUAAAAGAAGUUCUAUGUCAUCUUGUAAGGAGAACUAGGAAUCUAUUUGUCCGUUGGUUUGCUGCCAGAAAACUUCAAGGACGUAGAGUUUGUGGAGGUUUAAUCGAUUAAAAUGUAUCAACACUUUGGACAUCAACUAUUCUGUAUGGCAAAGGAAGAUAUCUUUGAAUAGUAAUCACCAUCUCUAAUUAGGUAUGGUCUGAUAAUCAAAGCUAAGAAAUAAACAUUCGUUGCCACUCUCAACUAUCAAUAUUUUCAUGCCUACCUUCACUAACAAGAAUAACGGAAAAUGAACUCUGAAAUUAGUAGAUUGUAUGAUUUCUGCUUAUUUAAGGAAAUAUAAUACAAGGAAUUGAAAGUAUUAUUCAAUUACACUAAGGAAAUUCUACAUCAAUUCUUACUAACAGUCCCAUUGUUAUAAGGAUAAACACAUUGCGUGUUUUUCAUACUCAGAGGCUAGUAUUCCCUCGUCAAGCGAACAAAUGAACAGGAAGUUCAAACUAUUGGCAUCAUCUCUGAAGGAGAGAUCAUUGGAGAAUACGAAAUCCUCAACAAUAUCGACUCCAGACCAUUCUCGUUGAUAUGCUAAUCAGAAAAAGGUGAAGUUCUCAUUUGCGAUGCCUAAUUGUUUCAAAACUACGUCUUCCAAUUGAUCAGAGAAAACUUAGAAUAAACCAUCGAAGCCAAAUUCAAUUUCCAUCAGAUGGAUAAGACCUCAAUCAAGUUUGAACUCACAAAACUCAAUCAACACAUCCAUAGAAGAUAAUCAAUUGAGGAAGUAUGCAAGCAGAACAAAUUUCAUUAUCUCAUGAGACCGCCUCCAAGGAAGGUCCACUAAUCAACUAGUGAAUAUAAAGGAAAACCCUCAUAUUAUCAACUCUUUGUCAACAUCUAUAAUAUUGCUAGCCAAUAAACUUACUUUUCUCCUAGAUUAGCCAAUGAUGAGAGGAAAAGAAGGAUCACUCACUAUGUCAGAAACACUCUCAAACCUAUGCAAUAAAAGCUAAAAUAAGCCUUGAAUGUUUCAGCUAAUAAGACUGAUGAAUCUAUCAGCAAAAACACCAAAGGAUUUCCUCUCCAUAAUGAAAUGCUGAUUUAAGCACUAAAGAGAAACAAUGAUUCAAGAUUUAGAAAGACUUUCCAAAAAACCCAGAGCUUGGCUUCUAUUAGCCCGUCAAAAAAACAAAGUAGACCAGACGUUAUUGAUUUGGGUGAAAAUUUAAUAAUAAAGAAAUAAUAUAAAUCAAGUGAUAAACUUAUAUAUAAUAAUUAAUGA